Messenger RNA from Saprolegnia parasitica CBS 223.65, 333 nucleotides. RefSeq lists its product as hypothetical. The record is from RefSeq and is a predicted model, not a curated record. The transcript has a single exon. The annotation marks the transcript as partial. NCBI's taxonomy places the organism in Eukaryota, Oomycota, Saprolegniomycetes, Saprolegniales, Saprolegniaceae.
AUGCGGCUCACUGCGACGCUCGCGAGCCUCAGCGCUGUCGUUGGCGCCGUCAAGGUCUCGUCCGGGUGGCUGCCGUGCCCGCUUCGUACUGGCGCGUCGCUGUCGCCCGACACCAACUACCACAUGGACAACACGCGCUGCGCGACGCUCGACGUGCCGCUGUGCUACGACGGCGUCUGCACCAGCGACAAGACCAUCUCGGUGUUUGUCAAGCAUUUCAAGGCGACCAAGCCGCCGGCGCCUGGCUCGCCCCGCCAAGCGCUCUGGUUCCUCCAGGGCGGCCCUGGCGCGUCUUCGAUUGUGAGUACGUCAACCGAGGACGACCCUCGCCAC